Mytilus trossulus (common blue mussel) is the source of this 6144-nucleotide messenger RNA. RefSeq lists its product as uncharacterized. Lineage: Eukaryota; Metazoa; Mollusca; Bivalvia; Mytilida; Mytilidae. The record is from RefSeq and is a predicted model, not a curated record. Bases 234 to 4511 code for a protein of 1425 amino acids. The transcript has 3 exons.
UAAGGUGGAAACGGUUUUACAGCCAUUUGCAAGCGGGGAAAGGGCAUUAAAAUUGCUCAAUCUGCCUUAAUUUGUGAACAUUUGAAGUCAUAACCAUGCUUUGGUGUUUUAAAAAUACCAUGUUUAAUACAAAUUAAACAAAUAAUCACUGAAUUAUCCAUUUGGAAAAAAUCUAAAAGUUGAAAGACAAAAGAUAAUUACACAGAACGGAAUAUAAAGAAUAAGAAAUAUUUAUGGAGGAAAACCAGCAGAAGUCAAUAGGUCAAAAGAAAGAAUUCCAUGAUGUCUAUAAGGAUUUUUUAGACGCUAAAAUUCAGGUUCGAAAAUUAACUUCAAAUGAAAUUAUAAAGCAUACCCAAGGGAAACACUAUACUGAUGGAGAAACUGUAGAUGGACACAAGAAUAAAAUUGAAAUGCAAAAUCAGACUGAAAAACUUGAUCUGUUACCCGACAGAAAAAAGUCGGAAUCUGAUGAAAACAUGCAAGAUAUUACACCAAAACACAAUACAGUGAGAACACAAGCAGAAUGCAAAAUUCCAUCAGAAUUGUGUCAAACAAGGAGAAGUGGAAGAAAAAUAGUUCCUUCUGCAAAAGUUUUAGAGGCAUACAGUCAGUCUGGAAAAAAGGCAAAAUUUCUAGAUAAGAAUGGAAGCAGUGAAAAAGAAUCAAGUAAGAUGGUUACACAGAAAGGACAGAAACAGAUCUGUACUGAUAAUUUGACACAUGAUCUUGUUCCUCAAGAAAAAAUAACUACAACAAAAAAAAUUAGUAAUAUGGAUAAAAAGCACUCAAGUCCUAUAAAUGAUGGCAAAGGAAAAGAAAAACAGAAAAAGGUAACAACACCAUCACAUACUGAUGAAAAAGAGACGAUGAUUUUGACCUGCAAAACUAAAAAUGUUGAAAAAGAGGAAAAUUCAGGGUCUCCUGCUAAAAGAAUUAAGCUACAAGUUAGUAAAACAGAGGUAACAAAAGAAUAUGAAACAACACCUAUACGUACAAGUGGCAGGAAGAAAGUUUGUUCAGCAAAAAUGAAAAUGGCAAUAAGCUCUGAAGGAACAGAUUUGCAAAUGAAACGUUUCCUUCAAAAACGUAAUACAGAGUCAGAAAGUUGUAAUUUAAUCAAGAAAACUUGUGAUAUGGAAGUGGUAGAAAAUUCUAAAAAGAAAGAACAUAAUAGACCAACUCGCCCUGCUAGACAAAAACAAGAGGAAAACAGAACUGAACCUACAAGCAAUGAAAAAUCAGAAAGUUCAACAAAUGACACUAUAAAACAGAAACAACAAGAAACUGCAACUGUGCACAUCAUGCCAAAAAAAAUAGAAAAUACAUCUGAAUAUGCUGUACAUAAAAGACGUCUUUCAACUAGGCAGAAAAAUCAAGAUACAUCCAAACACCAAGAAAUUAUCACUGACCACACUUCUCAAAAACCUGUGGAAAUAACAUCCAGUGAUAUAAGUCUAAAAAAUGAAGAAUGCAAAUCUGUUGAUUCUAAGCCAAAAGAACAAGACAGUCUAGCUGAAACUUUUAUACAAGACAAACUCAACAAUAAGAGUGCUAAUGAUGAAAUAAGCAAAGAAUGUACAGGGCAAAAUGAGAGUGAUGAUGAUAAAUUAAACAACGAAUAUACAGGGCAAAAUGAUGGGGAUGAUGAUGAAUUAACCACUGGAAGUGUUAGUAAAAAAUUAUCUUUUACCAUACUUGAAAAAGAUGUUGCUGAAAAUAAGAAAACAAUCCUCGAAAAGCUUAACAUGAUCAUGAAUGAAAAAAGAAACAAAUUCCAGGCUCUGCAGCGUAAAUUCAAAGUAGCUAGACAGACCGUCCUUAAAGCUAGCAUCAAAGGAAAAGGUGCUGAGGAAAUAAAAUGCUGUGUUUGUAAGAAAUCAUUUCAGAUUGGGAACUACAUGUGCGAACAUGGGCGAUCUUUUAUAUAUCCUCAUGCAUCUGUUUGUAAAGAAUGUGGAAGAAUUUUUCGAAAUUCUUCACUUCUGAAACGUCAUGUUCAGCGCAUUCACUAUGAAAAAUCAAUAAAAUGUAAAACUUGUGGCAUCAUGUUUGGAUUGGAGGGUGAUCUGAGAAGACAUAUGGAACGAGUUCAUAAAAUCAAAGUGUCUAAACAUCAAAAUAAUGAUGAACUUAAGAAAUCAUCUGAUCAUGACUACAUAAUAAUGGAGGAUGCUGAUAAAGAUUCACAAGAGAAGAAAUAUCUAGCAAUAGAUAAGUCAGUUUCAAACUCAUUUUUUAGCUUAAUCCCGGCAGACUAUGUUAUCAAAAAUGGAGACAAGUGUAUUUGUAAAAAAUGUGGUAUGGUUUUCUCAUCUGUUUUAAAUUUAAACUACCAUGCCUACAGGAAACAUAUAAAUGCGAAGAAUUUUUUUUGUAAACACUGUAACAAAGGAUUUACAUUAUUACGAGACUUAAAAAAUCACACUCAGAUUUGCCAUUCACAAAAUCCUCAAGAAUGCAGCAUUUGCUGCAAAAAAAUUAUAUCAAAACGUGGUUUAAGAAAUCACAUGGAAAAAUAUCAUAGGAAUGAUUCUAUUUUUGCAAUGCGAUACCAGUGCUAUUUAUGUGAAAAAAGAUUUGGAUAUACAAAGGAACUUCAGGAUCACAUUAAUGUGUGCCACACUGCAAAAAACGAUUGUUAUUUUUGUGGCGAAAAUUUGGCAACUUCACGGGGCUUGAGAAAACAUAUGGAAAGAAUGCAUGGAAUUGAAAAAAACAUGCGUGACGAUGAAUUCAUCUCAUUUGAAAUUAAGUGUCUGGAAGAAAAGAAGAAUUUCAAAGCUCAAGAAAUAAAGGCAGAAGAAGCUAUUUUUUUUAUUGAAGAGAACUUGAGAAAAUCUCCAAUAAAGAAGAGUUCGGGAACUUCCUUGGAAAACAUUCAUGAAAUGGAGAGUUGCCAAAUCGAUAAUGAAAUGGAAGUGAAACCAUCUAGUAUCCCAAAAAGUAGAAAAAGACAUCAAAAACAAAGUGCUAAUGAAACUGAAAUGAAGCCAUUUAGUAGCCAAAUUGGAAAAAGUCAAAGAGUACAAAGCAGUAAUGGGUGGGCAGGAACUUCAGAUAAAUUGUAUAUAUGUGAACAUUGUGGUGCCACAAAAUGCACAGCACAACAGUUAGCGAAACAUGUCAAUGUUGCACAUCAGGCUUCAGCUUUAAACUGCAACUUCUGUGGUAUUCUCUUCUAUUCAAGACAGAAAGCCAUUUUACAUAGGAGGCAGUUCCACCCAACCAUGGGAAGGAACUCAUUUUGUUUCACAGAGGUAACUAAACCUAGCAUGACAAGUUCUAAUGCCAAUAAUGACGAAGAGAUAAAUGAAAAGCAGGAUAAAUGUAAAUCAUUGGAAGCAUUGGGAGUUGAUGUUAGAGAAUUUACUCCUCCAAAAGUUGUUGCAGUGGCAGUUCGUUCACCUGAAGAACUGAAAAAUCAGAAUACCAAUUUUAAAAUUAAUAAUUUUGGAGAUAAUAAAUUUGAUAAAUAUUUGGAGUGUGACAAGCAAGAAGACACAGUACUUAUAGCAAGGAGAUAUCUUUCUCCAGUGAAAAAAGUUGUACCUAAAGAACCAUCAGAUGAGAAGGAGAUUAAUCCCAGCCGUUCUAAACUAUUUUCUUUAUUAAGUAAAGGAAAAUUACCGCAAAAUACCGACGAAGAAAUUAAAAAAGAAAAUGCAUUACUUCACAAGGAAGCUCUUAUAAAGGAGAAUGAAGAAAAAGGAAAAAAGGAAUUAUUGCAUAGUGCAGGGGUUACUGAACAAGAUGCUUUGUUGCUCCAUCAUUUUGGAAGUGUAAAUAGAAAUUUUGAAACAGAUUCAGACCAGAGCCCUUUGAAAGAGUCAGAAGUGUCAUCAGAAAGUUUAAAGGAGGUUCAUUUACCUGGGGAGGACCUUUUAUAUCAGGUAGAAGAGUUGGCAGAAGAAGACUCCAAACUAAUUGACACUAUCAAUACCUCUUUAAUAGCAAAAGAAGUGGUUAUUAAUGUUGACAGUACUACCAAUGCAAAAGUAAUGAAAAUGACAAAAGAAGAUAUUCUUCAAAGGUUUGAUGAAAGUAAUAUUAGGAAAAUGACGGGACAAGUGAAUCCUGCAAAAGGUGUGAUGAUUAUGAAUAAACAUGUAGUUAUUCAGACUGAUAAAAAAUGUACAUUGUCCGUUAAAACAGAUGACCAAGGUAAUAAAUCAAUAGUAACUGGAGCCUCAGAACCUAAAAAUGCUUCACAAAAUGAAGUUGAGAUGGCAUUUAAACAAUUAACUUCCUUUAAAGAAGGAGACUCAUUAAAUGACAAUGAAAAUGAUGAUCAAGAUAAGGAUGAGAAGAAAUUAGUAAAAGUACAUCAGAUUAUUAAUGUUCCGAAAAAACUUGUUCCACCUUAUCAAGCAAAAAUAAAUUUACCCAAACCUGAUGAGGAAGUACACAAUACUGUUGUCUACCUACCAAAAAAUAUCAAAUCAGUGGAUAUGACCGUUGCUAACAUGGAUAAUGAUGAUGAAGAUGUAUAUAUUUUGUUUGUUAUGUAAUAUUUUCUUUUACAUUUGUAUUUUUAUGCCCCACCUACAAUAGUAGAGGGGCAUUAUGUUUUCUGGUCUGCAGGUCCAUUCGUCCGUCUGUCCUUCUGUUCGUUCGUUCGUCUGUUCCGCUUCAGGUAAAAGUUUUUGGUCAAGGUAGUUUUUGAUGUAGUUGAAGUCCAAUCAAACUGAAACUUAGUAUACAUGUUCCCCAUGAUAUGAUCUUUCUAAUUUUAAUGCCAAAUUAGAGUUCUGACCCCAAUUUCAAGAUCCACUGAACAUAGAAAAUGAUAGUGCGAGUGAGGCAUCCAUAUACUGGGGACACAUUCUUGUUAUGUAUAUGUUGUAUUUUCUUAUACAUUUGAAUAUUUAUGUCUCAGUCAUAUAAAAGUUUUACAUGUUUAAAGAAAUUUGUCUGAAUAAGGAUUUACUUUGAACCAAAUGUAUGUAUGCCAAUUUCUAUACAAUCUCUGCUUAAACUCCGCCACAUUAUUUAUGUAUGUGCCUGUCCCAAGUCAGGAGCCUGUAAAUUCAGUGGUUGUCGUUUGUUUAUAAGUUACAUAUUUGGUUUUUGUUCAUUUUUUUACAUAAAUAAGGCUGUUAUUUUUCUCGUUUGAAUUGUUUUAAAUUGUCUUAUCUGGGCCUUUUAUAGCUGACUAUGCGGUAUGGGCUUUGCUCAUUGUGGAAGGCCAUACAGUGACCUAUAGUUGUUAAUUUUAAUGUCUGUGUCAUUUUGGUCUUUUGUGGAUAGUUGUCUCAUUGGCAUUCAUACCACAUCUUCUUUUUUAUUUUAAAGCUCAUUUUAUAUGAGAAUUAAUUUAACAGAAUUAAUUAAUCAUUUGCUUUAGAAUAAGACUAACUAGACUAAUAAUGUUUUAAAUAUUUGAAUUAUUUGCCUAUCAGUUCUAGUUUUUAUAGUCAUAAAUACAAUUUUCUCCAUUUGAAAGCUAAAACUUGUGACAGUCUAAUUAUGUAACUAGCAAGUACAAUGUAUUUCAAUUCAUUCAAUAAAGAUUUUCAUUAAGCCAACAGAUAUAAAGGUAAAAAUAGUUAGCCAUGUUGUAAUAUAGUCAGGUAUAACAGACUAACAGUUGUUUUCUGAAACUCAUGACACAUUUUAGAGGCAGAGUUAAACCCUUUAGCAUGUUAAGCUAUUUAGAUUUAUGUAGUAAUAACAUUUUUUUGUAAUUAUUUUAGCCUACAUAGCCAUGAUUUUAUAUUAUGUUGAAUGAACUAUAGUUUAUAUGUGCUUUAACUGCUUAUAUAUAACACAUUAAAAAAAAAGUUUAAUUUUAUUGACAUCAUGUCUGUUAUGUUCAAAUAAUACCUAUUUACAACCUUCCAGGAUGCAUUUUUUAUACAGACUCUCUACAGAUACUUAAAACUUAUAUGAAAUGUAUUUCUUUGUUUAGUUUUUGAGCUGAAAGAUUGAAUUCAAAUUACAAAAAAAAGAAACAGGAACAAUGUAUUAAGUGAGAUUAUUCAUACUUUAAAAAUGAAAUUAGAAUUUGACAAAUUUACUUCAAUGUUACAAGUAAAUAUUAAGACAAUAUAUCAUCUUGACUUUAUAAAAAUGACUUUAUUACCCCAAACUGUCCUACUACCUAGAUAGUUAUGUUAUCAAAUAUUAGUAUUAUAUUACUAA